AUGGUUGAAACUAAACCAAAUAUUCUUUAUCCGCCGCAAUUAUCCCCUCAAAUUAAGGUAACCCUUUGGAAUGCAACAAAAAUUCUUUUCUUGCAAAAAAUCCUUCAAAAUUCCCCAAUAUUCUUGAAUUUUUUCAGGCUUUACCAAUGCAAGCCUUAUAUCAAAUGUCAGCUGGAGCUGGAGCUGCACAAAAUCAAUCACUUGGAAUGGGAUUAUUGCAAGGCCAGAAUGCAUUGUUAUAUCAGCAACUUGCAGCUCAACAACAUCUCGCAGCACAACAACAACAUUUAGCAGUUUCCGCGGCAGGUUAGUAUUUUUAAGGGUAAACGGAGAGGAGAAUGAAUGAGAAAAUGAUUAGAUUUCUUAUCAGUUUUUUGGAUUGGAGGCGUGUGUGAUGUCAUUUGAAAAUGAAAGUAAGAGACGAAAAUGGCGAAAAAAAGAUAAUCUGAUCGGAAAUUUGAGUUUUGUAAUUUCCGGGAAGUUGCAUUUAGCUAUUUUUUCUUGAUGAUGAUGGGAAAUGAUGAGAUAUAUAGACAUUUCUGAAUUUCCGGUGAUGAUUUAAUUUUUUGAUCAGCAAAAAAUGAUCAAUGAUUUUACGAGCAGACGUGCUGGAAUUUUAAAAGUUAUUUCUAAAAGGAUUUGAGGCUGAGACAAAGAACAUAGUCCAAAAAAGGUCCUAUAAUUUGGAUAAAUUUAUUGGAAGUGGAUUCUAGGCUGGAUGUUCGAAUUAGAUUUGCACCCAAAGAAUUCUGAACUUUCCACUUUCCUGUUUGAGCCCUGAAGUUACAAUUGGAGGCUCUAAAUGAUAAGGAUCGGUCCCUGAUCUCCAAUUUAUCCCAGACUUUUUCCCAAAAAAAUGUGGCUCAAGGUGUGGCCAUUUAGUACAAAACAAUCUACAGAAAAUGCACUUUUUAUUAGAAUAUUUUUCCAUUUUCCCAUGAAUCAACCCCUAAUAUCAUGUUCUGUGAGAACCCCAAACCAUGUUUUUCUAUUGCUAUUCUAUAGAAAACUUAGGCAAACACCCAAAAAAAAUAAUAACAAGCAUAAUAAUGUUGGUUGUUACAUUCAUUUCCGUCGGCCACCAAAUGUGAUUUUUUAUGGGAGAAAAAUGCCACGCCAAAUCGAUUGUUUCCUACUCAUCCUGAUGUUGUUUCUAUAUUCAUGCAUGUUUAAAGCAAAUCAAUUCAAAUCCUCAUUUAUUGAUUGAUUUAAAUGAGGGUCGAAAAAGUGUGCCAUCUCUGAUUUUUUGCGGUUGUCUUCUCUCGUUCUCUUCAUCAACAUGGUCAUUUUUGUACUCUCCCUUUCUUUUUGCGCACCUACUCGAAAAACAGUGUGGCUGUGUGUUGAUUUGGUUUUUUUUUCUAACGUACCGCACCGUUCCUCAAACACACUGUUGUUGAGUGACCUAUGCACUUUAUGUGCCCCCCUCUUCUACAAAAGUAAGCCCCUCUCUUUGUUCAGGCUGGUGGGCGGACGCGCCCGGAAAUGUUUCGAAAUUGUUUUUUAGCGCGUGUGUGUGUGUGUGGAAGAACGAUGAAAAAGAGAAGGGAUAAAUCAUUGAAACUUGAUGAUUGAUGGGAUUUUUGGAGAAAGGAACACCUUUGAGGUCCCACAUUUUCUUUUUGAAGGGAUAUAAAUAUUUUUGAUCAAUAUUUUUUGAUUGAAAAAUGGUUGCCCUUUUCAAUAAUAAUAAUUCAACAAAGUAUUAAAAAUCAAAAAGAAAAGCACACAUAAAUUUUCCCAUCUUUCUGCAACAAAAAAGAUAAGAAAUUUUAAAAACUUUCAAUUUUCUUUUCCCUCAUUGGCCUGGUAACUGGGAAGAAAUUCAUGAAGAAACAAGGUCUUUUUGACUUAUCGAAACACAGAAUCUUGUUAGAUAGAUUUCACGCAUAGAUAUCAUUUCUUCCUCCAAUCUUCUACUUUAAUUUUUUUUGAUUUUUGGAAAUUCAUAAUAUUUUUUUUCAGCCGCUCAACACAAUCAAAAUAGCAUUAUGUUGGCGACAAGUGCACCAUCAUUAAAUCACAUUGACAAUGAUAAAAUCAAGGUUAGUUAAUUUUUGUAUCAUUUUUUUCUAACUACUUUAUUUUUGCACAAUUUUUUUCAAAAUAACGAAGCCAAACUGCAAAAUUCAAUUACAAAAAAAAAUGUUUAUUAUUAUUAUAGUUAUGCUCUCUCACCCCCGUUCACUUUCUCGUUUCACAAAAUUUUAUUUUUUUGGUGUGUGUUGGAAUGUAGCAGCAACCUUCCUACCUUUGAGCUUUCCCAAAACAAUUCCAGAAAGAAUAUUUUUUAGUUAAAUAACUAUGAUUAUUGUAAAAUUUCAAAUUGAAUCUCAAAAUCCAAAACAAUAAAAAAGUUAACACACGUGUUUGUAGAGCAUGUCGGGUUUUUUUUUGGGACUGGAAGUUUUUUAGACGUGAUUUUUUUGAAUAACUUGUUAGUUAGAGGAACUUAGCACGAAGAUUUUUUUUGGAAAAUAUAUUGAUUAUGAAAAUAAUACAGUUUUGGAAAAGACAAACAAUGUUUUUAAGGCGCAUGAUCUGUGAAUGAGCGCUUUUUGUUUUGCAGGACGAAACAAAUUCGGCCGAAUAUGAUUUGCAACUAUCAAUUCAACAACAAUUGGCAGCCGCCGCUGCUGCGCACAAUCAAAUUGGUCCACAAAUCGGACCACUUCCACCAACUUCAUCAGCAAAUGGUGUUGUUCAAGCAGUCGGAAUUGUUAACGCCGGAGUCACUCAACCCGAUCCCAGCACUAGCUGUAAGCCUUGCCCUCUCUCUCUAUAUAUAUUUUUUUUCUCUUCAAUUUUUGAAAACCUAAAAAAAAAUGAGAAAACGAGAAAAAACAUCUCUGCAGUUAAUUGAAUUGUGAAGCAUGUUCGUUCAGAUCAUGAAAAUGAAUUGGAAAUUGCAUUGACAUUUUUUCGAAAUUAACCUUUUUCAUUUUCAGUUGUUGAUUUUAGAUGUCUUCUCACCCUAUUGUUUUUUUUUCAUGUGAUCAACUCUUAAUCAAAAACCAAAAGUGUUUGUUGCACACAAUUUACCCCCAAUUUCAGCCAAACAUUUGUUUUUUUCAAAGUUCAAAGCAAAAUUUUUGCAGCUGGACCAGAAGGACCAAAACGAUUGCACGUUUCGAAUAUUCCAUUCAGAUUCAGAGAUCCUGACUUGAAAACCAUGUUUGAAAAAUAUGGACCAGUUUCGGAUGUUGAAAUUAUUUUCAAUGAACGUGGAUCAAAGGUGAGAUAUAAUAUAGAAAAUUGAAAAAAAAUAUUAUUGAUUUUUCUAGGGCUUCGGAUUUGUCACAAUGGAAAGACCAGUGGAUGCUGAAAAAGCGCGUCAAGAAUUGCACGGCUCAAUGAUUGAGGGAAGAAAAGUUGAAGUGAAUUGUGCCACAGCUCGAGUUCACUCAAAGAAAGUCAAACCACCAACUGGAAUUCUCGACACAAUGAAUCCACUUGUUGCUCAAACUGCUCUCGCCGCUCAAGCUCAUAUGAAUCGCGCACUUUUGCUUCGCAGUCCACUUGUUGCACAAUCACUUCUUGCUCGUGGAACUGGACUGAUACCUGGAUUACAACAACCAAAUGCUGCAGCUGCAGCGGCUCUUCAAUUACAAGCUGCAUUUGCUGCAAACCCAUUGGCACAAUUGCAAGGACAACCGUUGAUGUUGAAUGCUGCCGCUUUGCAAACUGGCGCUCUACAACAAGCUGGAGCAUUUGGUUUGGAUCAAGCUAAUCUUCAAGCCGCCAUUUUGGCUAAUGAACAAGCAAGAUUGCAGUUUGCUGCAGCUGCCGCUGCACAAGGUUAGUUCAAGUUUUUUUUGGGAAGAACAUACACAUGAGCUCUACCAGAAUCUUCUUGAGAAAAUAUGAAAAUCAUUUCAAUUUUCUAGGUGCUGCUCAAUCUGGAGCAUCUCUUGGAGAGCAAUAUCUUGGAAAUGCUCUUUCAGCUGCAACUCUUCCAACUUAUCCAAUCAACCCAGCAUAUCGCACUAUCAACCGGUUCACACCAUAUUAG
Messenger RNA from Caenorhabditis angaria, 4012 nucleotides. The record is from the annotation of a GenBank genome assembly. Lineage: Eukaryota; Metazoa; Nematoda; Chromadorea; Rhabditida; Rhabditidae.